CCAGCAUGACUUGCAAACAACACAGUUACACCAAACCUCGUCAACUACUGCAAAACCCACAAUUCCAUUUUUUGAUUUUUCCUUAAUCCAGUCAAAAAAAAUUAAUCUUUUCCAUCAUCACAAUUAUUAUUCUCAAUUUUUAAUUAGUACAAAGUUGUUUUCAAUUUGGUUGAAAACCUUGUUGUUGAAGCGAAUUUCGUUAUUUUUCUCAAGUCGUUGCGCUUUCACUGUCUCGUGACUCGUUGUUGCGACUCGUUGAUUCACUCGUUUGACUCCUUUUGAAGCAACCCUUUUGUUUUCUUAAUCUAUUUCCCUUGAUGGGUUUUGAAUUUUAUUGUUGGAAUCAGCUAAUUCAAUUGGGAACUGGGUUGUGACAUAACAUUCUUUUCAGACAUGGUUUGUUUGGGGUUUGAUAUGGUUGAGGUUGAAGCUCAAAGGUUGGAACUUUGUUUGGUUAAGAGGAAGGAAGUUGGUCUUUUGUUGAGGACUGUGUUUGGUUUGUUGGUGUUUCUGCUGUUUCUUAGUCCUGUGACUGGUCUCAGACCAUUAAGGGAUAAAACUGGUUCAUGGGGUGAUGAGUGGAUUUUUUCUGGAAAAGAUGAAAGCGACAUAGGUCCAUUUUCACAAUGGAAUAUAACUGGAACUUACAGAGGGACGUGGAAGUUUUUAGAUACUACCAAUGGCUCUUCUAAAUUUCCGGACAUCAGAAAAAUAAAUGGAAACUCUGUAAUUGAAUUAGUUAGUACACCCACAAAGAUAACUGGUGUACAUUAUGUGCAGGGGGUUGUUAUAUUCCACGAUGUGUUCGACAACGAAUACAAUGUUGGGGGUGCCCAAAUCAAAAUAGAAGGUGUAUAUAUAUGGCCUUUUAGACAACUUCGAAUGGUAGCCAACAGCGGAAAAGAGGGAGGGUUGAAUCAAGAUGGAGAUUAUAUUUUAUCCAAUCCAUAUCAUCUGCUUGGAGUUUUCUCAUCUCAAGUAUUCCAAGAAUCUUCGCGACAUACAAUGUGGAGAAGAAAGCAUUCUCCAUUGCAUGGCAUGGAGAAAAACUGUAACGUUGAAAUUUCAGCACGGGUUUCACGCUUGUCAUCGUCAAAACAUGAUGGGGAGCAUGAUUCUUUUCAGCUGGAAGGAUUAAUGGAAAGUCCGUCUGUGGAUGACGAUGGAGAUUGCAUCUCACCAUUACAAUUAAAUGCAACAUCUAUUAAUAUUGGAGUCUACUACAAUAAAGCAGUGAACUAUACCUUGAUGGUUACCUUUGUCUCAUUCUUGCAAGUUCUUCUGUUGAUUCGGCAAAUGGAGCAUAGCAACACACAAUCUGGGGCAGCGAAGGUUUCAAUAAUAAUGAUUGGUCAGCAAGCUAUAGUGGAUGCUUAUCUUUGCCUUGUACAUCUGACUGCAGGAAUACUAGUUGAGUCCUUGUUCAAUGCUUUUGCAACCGCUGCAUUUUUCAAGUUUGUAGUUUUCUCAAUAUUUGAGAUGAGAUAUCUCCUUGCCAUUUGGAAAGCAAGUCGGCCUUUGAGUAACGGUGAAGGUUGGGAGACAAUGAGGCGCGAGCUUUCCGUUUUAUACAGCCGUUUCUAUGGGAUUCUGUUGGGCGGUAUUCUAUUCAUGUACGAAUUCCAUAAUUAUUUGAGACCUAUUCUGCUUCUUGUAUACUCCUUUUGGAUACCUCAGAUAAUCACCAAUGUUAUUCGCGAUUCACGCAAACCAUUGCAUCCUCAUUAUAUAUUAGGCAUCACCGUUACUCGGCUAGCAAUCCCAUUAUACGUUUUUGGUUGUCCUAACAACUUCUUGCGCAUAGAACCAGAUCAGAGCUGGUGUGUUUGUUUGGUUUUAUUUACUGGAUUUCAAGCCACAGUUCUCCUUCUUCAGCAUUACCUCGGCUCCCGUUGGUUCAUUCCUCAUCAGAUUCUACCUGAGAAAUACAGCUAUUAUAGGAGGUCUUCUCAGGAUACAAAUCAUGCCACGGACUGUGUUAUUUGCAUGACAGCCAUUGAUCUCACACCGCGAUCAAAUGAUUGCAUGGUGACGCCUUGUGAUCAUUUUUUCCACACUGGCUGCUUACAAAGAUGGAUGGAUAUAAAGAUGGAGUGCCCAACAUGUCGGCGCCCGCUCCCACCUGCAUGAAUAGAUUUUCGAAAUGUUAAUAUCAAUAGGAUCAACUGACACCUCCCAACUCAAAUAUAAUUUCGGUUGGGAUAUAAUCAAAAUUGGUAUAAUUGAGCUUCAGCACAAAGCUGAAAUACGGCACUUCUGAUAAUUGUAUCAUGCAGAAUUUGUUUAUAGCUGAUCAAUAGUUUUUUUUUUUUUUUUUUUUUUUUUUUUUUUUAUUUUUUUUAACUGGGUAGUGGUUGUGUCAAUGAUCAAUAAUAUAGUAUAUCAGAAAUUCCAUAAGAUAAUAUUUUGAAUUUCA
Medicago truncatula (barrel medic) is the source of this 2416-nucleotide messenger RNA. Its product is annotated as transmembrane E3 ubiquitin-protein ligase FLY2. Gene Ontology annotation, molecular function: zinc ion binding; ubiquitin protein ligase activity. NCBI's taxonomy places the organism in Eukaryota, Viridiplantae, Streptophyta, Magnoliopsida, Fabales, Fabaceae. The coding region runs from base 394 to 2130 and encodes 578 amino acids. Gene Ontology annotation, biological process: proteasome-mediated ubiquitin-dependent protein catabolic process. Gene Ontology annotation, cellular component: endomembrane system. The record is from RefSeq and is a predicted model, not a curated record. The transcript is spliced from 15 exons.